GCCGGAGCUACCGUCGCCGCCGCACGCAGUGGUGGUGCUGGAGCGAGAGCCACCGGAGUCCGCAAGAUCGAGCGGGGAGGCUUCCCUGAGGCACCCGGAGGCGGAGGUUGUUGGUGGCCGGGUAGCAGGAGGCGAUGGAGAGGAAGGUGAUGGUGGUCUGCGCCGUGGUGGGCUUCCUGGGCGUCCUCUCGGCGGCGCUCGGGUUCGCCGCCGAGGGCACCCGCGUCAAGGCUUCAGACGUGCUAACAGAUUCCGAGGAUUCUCCAGGCGCAUGCAUAUACCCAAGAAGCCCAGCCUUGGGCCUUGGCCUAAUGUCUGCCGUCGCUCUUAUGGUCGCCCAGUCUAUCAUAAACACGGUUGCUGGUUGCAUCUGUUGUAAGAGGCAUCCCGUUCCCUCGGACACUAACUGGAGCGUAGCUCUGAUCUCAUUCAUCGUAUCUUGGGUCACUUUUAUAAUCGCGUUCCUUCUUCUGCUGACUGGAGCUGCACUGAACGAUCAAAGAGGUCAGGAGAACAUGUACUUCGGCAGCUUCUGCUACGUUGUCAAGCCGGGGGUCUUCUCAGGAGGAGCGGUGCUCUCCCUCGCCAGUGUGGCUCUAGCAAUAGUGUACUACGUCGCUCUGACAUCAUCGAAAAACCCACCAGCCUGGGGGCCGCAGCAGAACCAAGGCAUCUCCAUGGGCCAACCCGUGAUCCCGCCGCAGAGCAGCGAACCAGUGUUCGUACACGAGGACACCUACAACCGGCAGCAGUUCCCUUGAGCAAACACAUAUCUAAGCCAUUUCGACGGCCACUACGAAUGCUAUGUUUGCAAGUUCGGUUUGUAUAGGCUUGCAGAAUAGAACAACAGCACUUGCAGCUGUUGUUUAGCUAGGUUCAGUCUUUUUUUUUAUGACCUUUCUUUGCUGGGAAUGGUUGUGGCAUGCCUGUUUCAUCACUAUGGAUGUUUGAUUUUAAAUGAACUGGGUAAUGUUGACGUU
Messenger RNA from Lolium rigidum, 980 nucleotides. RefSeq names its product protein MODIFYING WALL LIGNIN-1-like. Lineage: Eukaryota; Viridiplantae; Streptophyta; Magnoliopsida; Poales; Poaceae. Bases 135 to 761 code for a protein of 208 amino acids. The transcript has 3 exons. The record is from RefSeq and is a predicted model, not a curated record.